Messenger RNA from Mycena citricolor, 3470 nucleotides. Lineage: Eukaryota; Fungi; Basidiomycota; Agaricomycetes; Agaricales; Mycenaceae. The record is from the annotation of a GenBank genome assembly.
GACUGGGCUGUAUGAGAGCGGUGCAUAUUUGGAAGAGAGAAACGUCGGCGAUUCGGUAAAGAAGAAUUGACGUGCGCCUGAUCAGGCGUUGAAGGCAUCCGGAUUGUGAGCGACUCAGAAUCUCCACGCGAGGGGGUAGAUACCGAACGUUCGAAACGACGCGUGAUUUCGAGGACAGAAGGAUGUUUGGGAUACUUUGAAUGCGAGACGCUCUUGCGGGGAUCAGAAGGGAAAUAUCGAGGUUGAGCCAACUCUGCCUUCUCUAAUGCGCACUGGAUUUCAACGUUUGGCGAUCCUAGGAAUCCGACGACAAAGGCUUUCUUCUCUGACUGAAUACUAGAUGCACUGUCGACGGAGGUUGAGCCUGCUGAAAGUGACAAGGCAGAGUUCUGGCGUGCUUCCCAAAUGAGAGCACGGCGCUGGCGAACGAAGACGUGUUUGAGGAAGAUAAGAGUCAUAAGAAAGAGCAGUAGCGCCGCCAGAAUUGCGCAAGAAACUGCCACUGUAGGAAUGCUUUCACGGGACGGGAUUGGUAGAGCUGAUGCAGAGCCGGCGAGUAGGAGACAUGUUGAGGCGAGGAUAAUCAUCGUCCUGGAUGGACGAAAGCGAGUGACGAGCUCAGAAGUCGGCCCGGGUCAGGCGAGAUCAGCCGCACUGGUCGUUACUUUGGGGAAGAAGCGAUCGUGAUUUUGACGUCACUCACAGGGGGCGGGGCCAAGUCUCUGUGUCACAACCACUGGCAUUCACGCUACAUCCACGCGACGUCCACAAAGCACCGACCCAGAAUCUCUCAUAUGCAUGGGCAGAACGAGAUAAAUACCGCCGACUACGUGAACGAAGCACACAUUCGCGCAUUCUCGGAUGCGCUUUCGUUCGAACUCGAAUUCAAUGACAAGGCUGUCGAUCCUACUGGGCCGCCUUCUCCAGUGCAGCCCACACCUCCCUCUCGAAUCCGCAAAGUCUCUGCCUUGUCAGACUUUGCACCCCAUGCAAGUGUGGCUCGGGGUCACAAUCAAGAGCUAAUCCUCAAUCUAGGGAGGGGGAAGAAGGGGCUUCUCCGGAAGAACUUACGCGGGUCGAAGUCAUACGAGGAAUGGAAGAAAGCAGCUCUUGUCAUGGAUGACUAUCUGAAGUUUAAUGAAUGGAAGAAGGAAGACGAGGAUGCGUUCUACGACUGGAAGCUGGUUCGGAAGGUGCAACGUUCGCUGAAGAGCCUGCGAGAAACAUUCUACGGAACCAAAGAUUUGAUAGAAGCCUACUUCGACGAACAAGAGAAAGCUCUGGAUUUUAUACGGGAGACCCCAGAUCUGACGAUAGACGAGAAGAAACGGUUCUUCAAAGCAGCCAAUACAAAUCUCGGUGCCAGCGCCUUGUGUCUUUCAGGGGGUGCAUCGUUUGGCUAUUAUCACUGCGGUGUAGUCAAGGCUCUCCUUGAUUCGUCUCUGCUGCCUCGAGUCAUCACAGGCACGAGCGCUGGGGGAUUGAUCGCUGCUCUAUGCUGCACACGCACUGGUAUAGAUUUGCUCGGUUAUGCAAACGUGUAUUCAACGUUUAUAGAUGCCGAGUUGAAAGACGUUCUUGUUCCUGAGCUGGCCAAUCGAAUCACUGCAUGCGAAGAGUCUGUGAAAGUAUGGAUGGGUCGGAUAUGGAAGACAGGUGCUCGCUUCGAUCCAAUCAUAUGGGCCAAGAAAUGCACGUUCUUUACAAGAGGCUCUCUCACUUUCAGAGAAGCGUAUCAAAGAACUGGUCGCGUUCUGAACAUCUCAGUCAUUCCGGCGGAUCGCCAUUCACCGACUCGGCUUUUGAAUUAUCUCACUGCACCCGACACUGUUAUUUGGAGUGCCCUGCUUGCGUCUGCAGCUGUUCCUGGCAUCCUACCACCUGUGGUGCUCAUGCAGAAGCUCCGGGAUGGCAGCGUCGUCCCUUGGAAUUGGGGUAGCAGAUUUAAGGACGGCUCUCUGCGAGUCGAUGUUCCGAUCCAGGGCUGGCGAGGAAACUUCAUCUUGUCGGCUGCGGAGCAGUGGUUGAAACAUGAGUUGACGAAGAAUUUCAAGUUGAUUCGGGACUUGGAACUCCUGCCUCAGCUGCUUGGACAAGAUUGGUCCUCGGUUUUCUUGCAGAGGUUCGAUGGCAAUAUCACAAUAUGGCCACGGACACGUUUCUGGGAUUGGAUCCGCAUUCUGAGCGACCCCGAUCCCACAGAACUGCAGAGGAUGAUCAGGGUUGGCGAGCUGGUGACAUGGCCGAAACUUCACAUGAUUUCAAACAGAGCCAAGAUCGAAAAGCAGAUAUACCUUGGAAGGCAGUACGUCCGACAAAGCCUUCACGCCAAAGCUGCAGCUCUUCCGGCAACCACACCACCAGCGACGGGGUCUGACCCCCCGCUUUCCGUGGAUACUGAUGCAGAAGCUGCGCAUCUGCAUAAACCCCGGCCUCUCGUCUCCAACAAACGACCACACUCGGGUACAUCCACACCCCGGGACGAUGGACGGCAACGAGAUCUCUUGCGUUCACCCGCGGCCCGUCGUAAAUGGGCUUCCAAUAUCCUGCAUACGAACGCGGCCGAUAACCCCAACGAUGACAGUUUUUUUACACUAGCGGCGGUAGAACGACGACUUGCUCAACAGCAAGCCGCGGCGGCGAACUCGGACGAGCUGCUAUUCUCUGGGGCUGAACAUGACCUCCGACAGAAGUUCCGCCGGUUGAUCGAUCCAGGGAUUCUGCGGCCCAAUGCCGAGGCCCAAGCUGCUGCGUCUCUCAAGAUUCUGUUAACGAUAUCGGAGAACCUUCUCCGUGAACCGGACAAUCCAAAAUAUCAGAAAUUCAAGCCGACGAACAGUAUCAUCAAAAGAGAUAUAAUCGAUCCCAAAGGGACUGUGGAGUAUGCUCGCGAGCUCGGGUUCUCUCCCGAAGUCGACGACUUCCAGCCAUACUACGUCUUCAACCCGCGCAAGAUGGUGAAUCUACGCAUCGGGGCUGCCAUGUUGAAGGAGGCUGUAGAGCUAGGAACACAGAAGGAGACGCGGAAGGCACACGCGAAGAAGACGGAGAAGGCGGCGAUACAGGCCGCAGCAGACAAGGUCCGGCUAGCGUACGAAGACGAUCGUAAGCGGAAAUUACAGAACGAUCAGCUCGAGAAAGAGCGGCGCGACGCGCGCAUGGCCGCUGCAGCGCGUCGGGCCGAGGAGCAGGCGCAGCGGGCGGACGAAGCAGCCGUUGAGAAGGAGGAGGGCGGCGACGAUGGGGUCGAUGAGGAAGAGGAGGAAUUGGCCCUCAGACAUGGCCGGAUGCCCGGAUCCGGGCAUGUACUGGGCGCGCAACCUCUACCGUACAGAUCAUCUUCUUCAAACAAGAAGACAGAUUGAGUGCCUGUUUCAAUGUUUGUAUAGUUGUACGAAUAAAUCAUCAUGUGGCGGCGAUUCUGAAACCCGAGAACACAGAGUUUCGUUCGUAUGUAGGUAAUCGUAAAA